Molecule: messenger RNA, 5895 nt
Organism: Trypanosoma rangeli
Lineage: Eukaryota; Euglenozoa; Kinetoplastea; Trypanosomatida; Trypanosomatidae
Exons: 1
Coding region: 1-5895 (1964 amino acids)
Source: RefSeq, a predicted model, not a curated record
AUGUCACAGCAAGGAACACCUCUUUUCGCGGAUUUAGUCUUGGGGGGCGGGGAGUUAUCACCCUCACGGCCCGACAGCCACGGUGCAAGAAGGCCACCCCUUUCUGCCUCCUGUGGUUCCUCAGUUGUCUUCUCCGUGGGCAGUAGGGAGAGCAGCUCCAGACGUAAAAAUCCUGUGAAGCCCCUUUCAAAAUGUGUAUCUUUUUUGAUACCACAUGAUGAUAAAAUUUACUCUCCGACGAGGAGUAGCCCCAUGAGAAAUGACGAGUCACAAUCCACGAUACACGGCAAUUCCGUAUGCCCUCUUGCAGUGCCGUCGCUUCAGCGCCGGAUCAACUCGGUAAGAAUGAAGGUUGGGCUUGCCGAGGCCAUUUUGCAGAAUGCAUCCAACACCACCAAGGUGUCUAUGUCACCAGAGAGGCGUCGAAAACACAUGGUGCAGCUGGAAAUAGCAAAGCUUAUUCUUUUUGUUGCGCGGCAACAAAAUGUCCGUGAGGAAAUGCAGCAACUGGGGCACCCGUUGGGUGUGUCAGACGCAAUUAUGUACCAUCGCCGUUCUAUUGUUAGCGAUAUUCCAUUUCUAGCGAGGGAGCCUCCUCCCGACUUGUCAAUUGGUGAACUAAAGCGAGCCACGUUUGAAAUGGAAGAGCAGCUGGCGGAGGUGAAGGCAACCAAACCACAGUCACAGCCGACUAUCUCUGCUGACCGAGUGUCAUCAAAUCUGCCAGAGCUUCUUUGGCUCAUUGAAUCAAUGGAUCUUCAAGUCCCAUACGAACAGUACACGAAUUUAGCUGAUGACUUCUCUGGCCCUACUGUCACCUCCCCCGUCGUUGCGUCAAUUACGGAACCUUUUCAGAAACCUCAAGAAGAGUGGCAACCACCACAACAACAAAAACGGAGGGAGUCACCUGCGCAACUGACAUCUCAGGAAUCCUCUUCAAAUGUUAUGAGGGGAGGUGUUUUGUCCAUGCUGGAAGCAGCAGGUACGAAUAUGUUAGAGUUUACACGCCUCAGCGGUGACACGACAGUAGUGCGAGAGGAGGAAGAUACAAAGAAAGAGGAUGAACUCAUCGGGUUCUCUGUGGAGGUUGAGUCGCCUGGAUGUACCACCGUGGAGGCAGCGGGUUUGAAACUGCUUCAGUUUAUGUAUGACGCCAUUGAUGCUAGUUCAGAGGAAUUGGGGCUGAUGAAUGGAAAAGACGAGGGAACUUUAGCAGUGGCAGAUCCUGGGAAAAAGACCCAGGACAAAGAAGAAAUUGUGCAUUCGAUGAAUGUCACAGAGAAGGACGCUUGUGAAACACAAUGCUCUUACAAGGCGUUUGACUCAACGACGCGGAACCCUGACGUAGCCUUGCAGCUUCACUCCACAAACAAGGAACCAGGCACCCUCACUACCACACAAGGGGAGGAGUCUGAGGACCAGGCACCAACAUGGGGGACAACAACGCCGGGACCAGAGUCCUUCUCUUCCUGGAGACAAUCCACAGGCUUUGAAGUUCCAGUGACCUAUCCUUUGUUGCAGCCGUCUCACCCCACAGUGGAGGUGCAUCCUCUUCGGGUUGAUCUCUAUGAAAUCCUUCAGGAGCUUUACAAAAACUUUAAUUAUAAUUAUUACUUUAGACAGUGUAAAGAGAAGAAGGAAGGUGCACGACGAAAAACAAAGGAGGAAUACAGUGAAGAGGUGGCGAGAUUAUUGGCCGGAAAAAAGAAGACACGGCAACAAAAUGCAAAUGACUCUCAGAAUAAUGAUGACGCAUUGCUUUCGACUUUGGAAAGAAAAAUUUCGGUAAGAACUCCAUCGCCCCGGAGGCAGAAGUCAACUGUCACCGUACAUGCAAGUACUACAGAUCAGCUAGAGGAGAACUCCACGGCAGCACCUGCUGAGCUGCCUCUGCCGGAGUUGCUCCUUAGUGAGGCCGUCCUUCCCAGUGAAUCAAUGGGCGUAGUAGAUGACGGUUCAACAGUGUUUUCAAUGGAGAUUGGCAAAGGUAUCCUCUUCGUGCUAAAGGGGCAGGGGAACCGGCAAAGCAGAACUGGAUCACUGAGUUUAACAAAUGGGAAGAAGAAUAAGAAGUCCCCAAAUAAGCAGGGAAGUGAAGCAGAUAAGGAAGCCAGUGAUAAAUCCAGGAACGCGGCACAGAACAAAAUGAAACAGCCAUAUUUUGACCGUUACACAUUGUACGCUGUAAAUCAAUCCGACAGUCCACAACGAGCGACCGUGGAGACAAAUGCAACAAAACUAAAAAACCUGAAAAUUAAGGCACUGCUCAACUAUACGGACAAUAAUAAAACAAUUGCGGUGGACGUGCCCCCCUUUAGCACCAUCUCGGUGUUGACAUUGAAUUCCAUAAAAAAAGGACGCCGAGUGGUAUUUGAUGGAGCGCUGAAUUUUUACGAGGGGGCCCCGGUUAAAAAUGAACCACAAGCAAAAAAAGUUAUUGACACUAAACGUUCAUCAAAAUUAUCCUUUGCUUCCUUGUCAGCGAAGAUUGUUCACUCAGUCGCAUCUGAAGUGGUAAAUGAGGAGGUGGACACUAAUGUGGAGCCUCUCGUGAAAGAUGCAUCUGCUGCUUUAUCUGAAGAAAGGGAAAAAGAGGAUACAACGGAGGUCAAUGAAGUCCCUGUAGUAGUAGCAGGAGCAUCAGCAGCAGCAGGCAUAACGGAACCACUAGUGCAAGGAAACGAGACGAUGGAUCAUGAGGAGGCUACGGAAGUUGGUACUCGGCGUGUCUUUUCCAGGCAUAAUUUUAAACCGCUGCUGUUAAACUCUAUUGAAAGUACUGAGGAUCUUGGAUCAGAAAUCAAUUCUCAGACUGGAAGUAGUUUCUCGGAAAAUGGUCCUGCAACGAAGAAGGUGAAAAAGUGGGAUGUCAAUGUCAUGAAUGCUACCCUGACAAAGCCCAAGGAAGCCGCAACAGCAAUCAAGAGAAGAGAAUCAGUAAGAAGCACUAUAGAAACCGCAAAAGGGGGUAAAGCAAAGGAUGAACCCAGAAAGAGUCGAACGAGUGAAGCAGCUGGUAAUUUGGAAAGUGCAACUCGAGUAGGUGAACGGGGAGUUGCCCUUUCAAAUGAAGAUGAUGAGGCAUUUGAAAAUAAUUGUGUGGUAUUGUCAGUACUUCAGGCAUCUGAGUGGCAAGGAGCUUUGACAGAUGGGAGGCGUUCUUCUGAAAAGGGUCCCUUUCUCUCAACGAUGGUGAGUACUGGAUCAAAAGCGAUGAAUGAGAAGGAACAAGUUGUCGGUGAGGGGAAGGUGAAUGCUGUGGAGGGUGCUACUUCUACCCCUUCCGCUUUAACUUCCGUGUCACAGCGGGUCCCGAGUGCGGGUUUCCGUCAGGGAAAAAAUAAAGAGGAGGAUAUAAUUGCGGCUGCUCUUUACCCUAGUGAACACGAAGAGACUUUGCGGGUGGAGGAAAUGGUAGCUGGUGUUCUCCAGCGUAUUGCAGACGAGGAAAUGUUAGAGACAGGCCAUCAGCUGGAAACAGACGGUUUUUCUUUCUCUAAGAAAGAUGGUGAGACCCCGCUGCGUGCUGGGUCAGCAGCACUGUGGCGACACAAGAUGAAACCUCAACCACAAGAUGAUCAAGUUCAGUUUGGACCGCGGAGUGAAUUGGAGCAGCAACCCUCGUCUUCAACACUGAGGGAUGGGGCUGAGUUACCGUCGGGAUUAAUCACGGAAAUCCAGAAGUUACAAAGUCCCUCUGCCACAGCUGGAAUUAAGGUUAGUGGUGAGAGCAAGGAAGGGGGAUCCAUCAUCAGAGCAUUUACUCCUAACAAGGUGUCUUCAGGGAAUUCUGUUGCAACUGUGGAUGUAUCGCAGCAGCCGAGCGUCGAUCUGGUGGAAAAGUCUUCAGCCCAACUCAUGAGUUUAGAUGGCCGUUAUCAACCCUCUGCAACAAUGGGUGAAACUUCUGCUUCUGUGCUAUAUUGUGAGGGAUGCCUCGCAUCUCAUCACCAUCACCAUACUGUUUUUCCGACAUCAGGUAUCAAUAAAGCCGGAGAGGAUGCACGCACCCCUAUCGAAAUUGGUUUUGGGAUGGAGCAGCUGAGCUGCAUGGAGAGCAGCAAAGGGGGAAUUGCAGUGGAGGAGUUGAGGGCGGAGUCAGUUGCUUUGCCUGCUCUGGAGGAACCUGAAAUUAAUUCAAAUGCGUUAUUGGUAGGUGUCGACAAGGCCAAAAGGAGAGAAACGCCCAUCCCUAGACCCCCCAGUCGUCAAGGCGCACAGGGGCGUGACAUGCUGUCACCCGAGAUGCCCAUCACCCCUACGCGCCAAUAUGCAUACACAGAUGUUCGACCAGGUGGAAGAGUCGCAGUUCUUGCUCCUAAAACAAUGGAGACUAUGGGACCGACACCUUUAUCUAGCUUGCUAGAUAAAGGCAAGGCCUCAGGGAAGCCAUUACGGGCGGAAGGGAUUGCAGAAAAUAUUCGCAUAUCUUUGCAUGGUUUUGCGCGUCAAGCCACGUCCCACAGUAACCAGCUUCCCAUCUCUCAGCUUACUCCCACAACUGCAAGUAUGACGGCAGCAAUCACAGGAAAAAGAGGUGUUAAUGACAUGCGCUAUGCAAAACUGCCACCGCUUUCUCUUUACGGUCCUGAUACUCUUCAGGACGUGGAUGACUUUGCGGCUGGGGAGGAAGAAGCAAAGGCUCUUUUUCUACAAGACCCUGCACGCUACGAUUGUGUUGUUGACGACCUUAUAAGGCGCGCCACAAUGAAGGUUCAAGAGGAGGAAGGGCGAGAAAAAUUGAGAAGAGACGCCGUGGCACGUGCUAUGGGUGAGGGUAAACUGAAAGAGAAUUUGGUGUAUGCGUCUAAUCGAAGCCAGAGACACGCUAUAACCCAUCGACAAGUACCCCUGACAGCGUUACAAUUUGGUGGUUCCAUCGCCGUUGGAACUAGUGGUGCUAGUAUGGAUUCAACUGUACGACACGGGGUGCACCUUUCGCAGAGGGAGAGUUUGACCGAUGAGAGCCUGCACUCACUCUUAUCCCAGAGGCAACACGGUGACGCAGUGAAAAGUGGAGUUACGAAUGAGCUGAACCUAAUUCUAGAAGAGCAGCGCCGUGCAAAGAAAAUUGUGGCCUAUGUUCUUAUAGAAAUGCGUCGCAUGUGGCAACGGCGGGAGUUAGAGUCCAAACUUGCUAUCCGUGCCGCCAUAGACCGCUUCAUUUAUCGCUCCGUUCUCUUCUCAUGGCAGUUUGAGAGGCGUCGUGUGCUUAAUGUACAGAAGCUUAUCCAUCUCCUGGACCGCAAGACCGGCCGCGUGGGUGGGUGGAUUCCGUUCUACGUGAGGGAUCGUGUCAUAGAGGACCGAUUUGUUUGGGAGCCUGUACCACCGCACCUUUCACAUCCGCUGCGUGUUGUUCAUCGGGCAAUGUGUCUUGCCAAACAGCAACGGAUGUAUCCUCUUCGUAUCGUACGGCGGGAAGCUCGCAAAAACCCAUCGCAGCAGAUACUAUACGGUUACAAGCGUACAUUAGUUGAGCCGUCUAUGACUUCUGCCGUGCGCUACCGUCUGGCGCGACGCUUUUCGCUACGCCGCGCCCUUUCAGCAUCCUACGUCGUGUUUUUCUCCGCAGCUAGAGUGGAGGGAUGGAACGCCGCGGAAGUGAAACAGACGUUGGUCUCAGUAGCAGUAAUUGUAUUACUGGUGGCUAACUUGCUCAUGUUUGUAUACACAAUGUAUGUAUAUAUAUAUAUGUAUAUAUAUUUAUCUAUUGGGUUUUUUGUGGCAUUCUGCAACAGUGAAUUAUAUAAACUAAUUAUUUUAAGAAAUUGUGCCGAGGUAACAAAGGAAAUGUUUGGAAUAAGUGCGUUGAAGGAUUUAAGUAAGUGUAUGCGUUGCUUGUAUAUUGUUUUUUAUAUGUUUUUUUUUGUAUUAUGUUUUACUAUCAUGUAG